AUGGAGGUGAUCGUCAUCAGCCACGGCGAGCACUUUGGCGGAGGUGGCCAGGAUCCGCUGCAGACGGCGCUGCAAGACCUGACUGCGCCCAUCCCAGAGGAUGCCGACGCCGAGACGCUGGAGGCACGCCGCGUUCAGCUCGUCGAAAGCGCCAACAGGCUGGCCAGCAGGAGACGCCUUUCGGAGGCCUACCAGCGUGAGAUGCACCGUGCCGUCGGUGGCACGCGGGCACCUGGCCACCACCCCGAGCUCCCCGCUCCCCGUUUGCGCCUGCCCCGACCGGCUCCGGCCUCCCGCCGGCUCCUGCGCCGCGCCCCCGCGCGGCCCUGGGCUCGUACCGGCGUCCUCCGCCGGGUGCCUGCGUGCUCGGCCUCGCCUGGCUGCCCCGCGCCCCGGCGGCGCAUCUGGGUCCGCCCCGCCUCAACCGGCCACAGCUGCGCCCGGGCGCCUCGCUUGGCCUCUGCUCCACCCGAGCUCCUCGCGAGCACCUCCCCCUUGCCUCUGCCUGGCCGGAGCGCCUCCGCCAGCCACCGCCUCCAGCCACCUGUGCGCCCGCACCACGAGCUCAGCCUCCCGUCGCAGGCGCCGCUUGGCCCCCCGUCCAGCUUCGCGCGCACCGGCCUCCCGCCCUCCGCGCAACCCGGCCCGGCCGGCUCCGCGCCUCCCGGGUUCAGCUCCCCCCGCGCCGACUCGCCGCCUUGCCCGCCCGCCGGCUCCCGCGGGCCGGCUUCGCCUUGCCUCGGCCGCCUUGCCCCGCUAGCCGGCGUCCGCCUCGUCGCUCCUCCACGCGGCCGAGUGCCCCACGCCCGCGCCGGCUCCCCUCGCUCAUCGCCUGCCGGCUCCCGCCACUAG
This is a messenger RNA of Aegilops tauschii subsp. strangulata, 852 nucleotides long. Lineage: Eukaryota; Viridiplantae; Streptophyta; Magnoliopsida; Poales; Poaceae. The record is from RefSeq and is a predicted model, not a curated record.